Messenger RNA from Arabidopsis lyrata subsp. lyrata, 1413 nucleotides. RefSeq lists its product as uncharacterized. Bases 132 to 665 code for a protein of 177 amino acids. The record is from RefSeq and is a predicted model, not a curated record. Lineage: Eukaryota; Viridiplantae; Streptophyta; Magnoliopsida; Brassicales; Brassicaceae. The transcript is spliced from 5 exons.
ACCGGAUACAUCUUCGCAAUUUGCGACUGAAUCGGAUGCUACUUCACAAUUUGCGACUGAACCGGCUUUCGCAAUUUGGGUUCUUAAUCUUAUCUUGAGAACAUUUCUUGCUUCUAAUUUGCGCCAAAAAAAUGGUUAUUUCGCUUGCGUUAUCGACGGCACCAAUGAGUACGACGAUUAUCUCUGCUACGAGGCGGUCCCAAGUUUCACAACCUAAAGCUAAGAAAGUCAAGCCGGAGAAUAAGCGGCCAACGACGACGUCGACGAGCGGUUUUUCCGGCAGAACAACGAAGGAAUUGACUUGGAAGUGCGUCGAAGGUUGUGGAGCUUGCUGUAAGAUUGCAAAGGACUUCGCUUUCGCAACACCUGACGAAAUCUUCGACAACCCUGAUGAUGUGGAGCUGUAUCGAAGCAUGAUUGGAGAUGAUGGAUGGUGCAUAAACUACAACAAAUCUACACGCAAAUGCUCGAUUUAUUCUGAUCGUCCAUACUUUUGUCGGGUUGAGCCCGAGGUUUUCAAGUCACUCUACGGGAUUGAAGAAAAGAAAUUCAACAAGGAAGCUGUCAGCUGCUGCAUUGACACCAUUAAGACGAUAUAUGGCCCUGGUUCCAAAGAAUUGGAUAACUUCAACCGUGCCAUAAGAAGUAGUCCGAGCUCGAGUUGAUAGUCAGAUAAACUCAAAGGCAGGUUCAAGUCCAAGUUCAUCUUCAGGUUCAUCACUUUCCUCAAAUAGCUGCAUAAACCGAGCUUGAUCUCGCUGCUUCUUCAUCCUUUGUGAGUGCUUGAACAUAAAAACGCCUCCAACCACAACAAGAGUUGUACACAAAAUGCCUGCUACAAUUGCUAUCGUGACUGUUAACCCGUUAUAUCCUUCCUCUUGCGGAGUUGAAGCAUUCAUUGCUUUAGAAGAUACUACACACAAUUCAUAUAUGUUACUUAUGGUCAUCAUAUAUUUUCAUUUCGUUUAACAGGAAACACAAAUGCGGGAAUUAGUUUUUACUCACCGGAGUCGAGCUUGGCGCAACCGUGGCAGACAAAAGUAGCAUUAAUCUCCUUUUCUUUAAAAUGCAUAUAGACUUGGCUAGCGGAGAAAUCAGUGGGACAAACUUCCCAUACAUCGAACUCUUUGUCUGAAACGAGGCUGCCUUGCUCAUAGAUUCCGCAUCGCUUACACUUUUCGCCACCGAUUUCAGUCAUAGGCUGUACCAAGCGAUAGAGUGAAGAAACAUAUAUGUAUUUAAACAAUCUUAUUAAUAGAGUGUAGUAAUAGAUGGUUGUAAAAGAGAAUUGGGACGAGCCUGCCAUGAUUCUUGACCGCGGAAAGUGUACAAGACACCGGUUUUGGUAACAUCUGGAAGAACAGUUUUGUUCUCUCCUUUGCAUUGAAAAUAGACAGUGUGUUUGAGCUUGAA